ACACACACACGCUCUCUAUAAAUAUUCUCCUCCGCCGCUCGUGCUGAGACGGAGGUUCGGAGGUUUCGGAGAUGGAGGUUAAGGAACCGGAGGAGAGCUCGGAGGAAGACCUGGACAGCGUGAAGGCGCUCACCGAGAAGCUGAAGCUGGAGACGCGCAGACCCUCGUACCUGGAGUGGCAGGAGCGCUUGCGCAGUGCGCCGUGGGGCGGCUGCCGGAGCGCGCGCGAGGCAGACCACGGACCCGCGGAGCGCGAGGACCCCGACGGACCGCGUGAGAUCUGCGGGUUCCGGUCCAUGGACGAUGCGCUGCAGUGGCUUCGGAACGAACUGAGGGAGAUGCAGCUGCAGGACCAGCGGUUGGCACGGCAGCUGAUCCGUCUCCGUGGAGAGCUGCACCGACUAAAGGUGGAGCGUGUGUGUGAUGGACAUCGGGAGAUGCUGGACGACGCCACGCUGGAGCUGGAGGAGUGGGGUGAGGAGUGCGACCUGCUGUGCGACGUGCCGCUGAAGGCCGCCUUCACCCUGUCCACACCGCUCAAACACCUCGGGCUCACCAAGAUGAACCUCAACGCCCGUCGUUUCUCCCUCUGCUGAACAUCUCCAGGCCCUUUGAGAGUGAAAGGUCUCAUGAUAUACUACAGACUUCUGUUGCAUCUCCUCUAGCUUUAAUGAAAUUGAUGACCAACACUUCUCAAAGCCAUGGUGCAUUUAGGAAAAGAUCUUCAGCUGACCGAAGAUCUCAGAAGCUACAGAAUGGUUAAAUAUUGUCAUUUUUGGAGAUCUGGAGCUUCAAGGCUAAAACAGUUAAUCUUAAGGCUCUCAUUACUAAAAACACUUUCAAACACCCUGAGGUCCUCGAAGAAAAGAUAUAUAAUACAUUUAAAAAACUCCAGGAUAACAUCCUAUUCCAGCGCUAUCAGGACGUCACCGCUAGGCCUUUGGUUAGAGCCUGACCUUUGUUCUCCAUUUCUUUUCAAAUUGGGUUGUGUUAAGAAAAACAACAGGAAAAGACUUACUGACUGACCGCAAAGCAAAUAAGGAUCUCUAAAAAAAAGAUGAAUGGUGGCUGGAGAACAUCAUUCUCAAAGAAAUAAGACAUGAUGCCCACCAAAGAUCAACCAAGCCUCCGAUUUGGAACAUGUCACCAUUACAAGUGUUCUAAUGUCACAGUUGUAGGUAACGCCAAAAAAACAAGUCAGAAGAACUCAUGAAGAACAUGAGAAGUAGAAAAUAUGUGUUACGGUGUGUUUCUGUUUAAGUUUAAGAAUUAAGAAUUUUUCGCUCCAUAUAAAUUAUCUGUACAUUCAUUAGAAGAUUCGGGACACUAGAGUUUUCCAGACAUAGGGUUCUUCUCAAAUUGUUCCCACAAGCUUGGAGUAAUGUUAGAAGAUGCCGUAACUGUGUGAUGACUAAAAAAUAAAAUCAGUUUAUUAUAUUAAACAAAAAAUUCUAAAAGGCGAACCGAAAAAACUCAAGUUUACCGUGAUGUCCUACAGUAAAUCCAUCGCUGAGUAGCAACACGUUCUUGAUUACAGAAAUUACCAAAUAGUUUUGGGUCCAGCAAAAGAUCUGACAUUUCCAUAACUAUGGAAGUUAAAACCUUGAAAUAAAGACUAAACGCAUUUAAUAAUCAAUGCAAAGUUACAUUUUAGCAGAAAACACAGGUAAAUAAUUUAAAUGAGCGAGGGCAACGGAAGGACAGGGGGCGCUCACUGGCGCCCCCAGCUGGUUGCGCAAUAAAGUGACCGUGUAGUUUGCCUAUGCCUAGAAACGUUCCUCCGAUCCCUUAACAAAUAGAAACAUAAUCGUUUGUAAAAGACUGUAGUAGCAGAGGAAAAAAACACUUUGGAAAGUGCCUUCAUUGUAAAUGAUACAACUUUAAUUCAGAUUAAUGGAUUUUUUUCUAAUGCACUCCUCAAUGAAGGCUUCAUGCACUUUUUUUAUCACCAUUAAACCUUCAACAUAGAACUUGAGCUGAUGAGGAACCUGGUGAUGUUUCUCCUAGUAUCAGCUGAACCAACACUGAGUCAAAAAAGAAGAAAAAGACGUGGAGGUCCGCAUCUGCACGGAGGCCCAAGUGUUCAAACAGACCACGAUCAUGGAGCUCUAUCGAUUCUCACUCUCAUCCUCUCAUCCCCACUUGGAUGCCUCCCAAAAGUGUGCUCAGAAUUCCAGACACAUUCCACGAGCAUGAAAAUAACUACGAGUCAGAUAUGAGGAGAGACUAAUCACAGCUCACACGCCGGACGAAGACAAGCGGAAGUGUUUAUCACGCUGUAAAAAAUCCUUUGCAGGUAAUUAAUGUGCAAAAGAAUAAAUAUUUUCAAUAAACUCAAAACCAAAAUGUA
This is a messenger RNA of Silurus meridionalis, 2350 nucleotides long. It is a transcript of the gene fam167b, whose product is annotated as family with sequence similarity 167 member B. NCBI's taxonomy places the organism in Eukaryota, Metazoa, Chordata, Actinopteri, Siluriformes, Siluridae. The coding region runs from base 72 to 596 and encodes 174 amino acids. The transcript is spliced from 2 exons. The record is from RefSeq and is a predicted model, not a curated record.